Thermochaetoides thermophila DSM 1495 is the source of this 4413-nucleotide messenger RNA. RefSeq lists its product as uncharacterized. Lineage: Eukaryota; Fungi; Ascomycota; Sordariomycetes; Sordariales; Chaetomiaceae. The coding region runs from base 1 to 4413 and encodes 1470 amino acids. The record is from RefSeq and is a predicted model, not a curated record. The transcript is spliced from 4 exons.
AUGUCUGAGCUCGGGCUCACCGAUCGCCUGAAGCUGCUGCAGUUAAAACGGGCUGAAUCAAGCUCAAUCGUGCAGACGCGGAAACGCAAACUACGAGAGCUUUACGCUGUUGCGACCGAUGAGAAUGCUCUCCCAAACCAUGACUUUAGCGACCCCGACGCACCACCUACCCGGCCCGACGAAGCAAAGUUUUUGAAUGAUUGUGAUAUCCUCAAGGGUCGAAGGCUCAACGACCUGAACAUUCCUGCCCUGCGAAAGCGCCUCUUUACUCUCCCUCCCUCUUCCGCUUCGGAUACGAUACCCGAAGGAAUCCCAGAGAGACCCCUCGAUGAUAGCUCACUGAAAGAUGAAGUCGACUUGCUUGUGCCGUCACAGCCAGCCCCAAAAGACCUUGCCGCCGAACAUGGUACGGCACCCGGUUCUGUUACCAACACUCAAGGGAACGUGGGCAAGUUACAGGCCUCGAAUGGAUCUAUCCAGGCAUUAAACUUCGGCCGUACAAAUGACCAUGUCGAGAAGGCCACCUUAGACCACGGAUCAUUGAGCAAACAACAGGAAGAUUCGCAACCGGCGGGGCGUGAUGCGAGCACUAGUUUCCGUGAUAUCCAGGCCGACACUUUGUCCUCCCCUGGUUCUACUGCUCAGUCGUUGACACCUGCGGUUCACGAUGUGUCGGCGAAUACCAGCCCCGACCAUGAAUGCCCACACGAACCAGAGAAGACGGACGAAGCGCCUACGGCAGAUCAACCGCUAGCCAACGGCUUGGUCAACGGCGAGAAGGAAAACCAUGUGACACGGGUAGUUCCAUCAACAGCACCGUCGCAAUCAGACACGGGAACCCUAUCGCCAACUAGCAGUGCGGAAGCGCAACUCCUUCAAGAGUCCGCGGCUGCCAGUGUUUUAGCACCUCAAGAUGGAACUCAAAAGGCGUUUCAUCCCAAGCCUCCAAGCACUGGACCUACGGCUGCAGACACCUCGACUCAUAGUGCUGAUAUCCAAGUUGGUUCCGGAGCAGACAAACCUAUUGCUUCGAGUGGCCCUGAUGUAGAGUCACAACCCAAGGAGGUUGGAGAUGCAUCGCAAUUCAUGGACAUUGACCAGCCAGAAACUGCUGGAGUGAACGGACCCGAUUCUAAGUCUGCAGAUGGAGCUAUUAAUCAAAGUGUUGCACGAGAGGUGCCAACGGAGGCCACGAGCAAGCAGGAACAGCCUUCAUUGCCCAGCCUGUUACCUCCUGCGAAACCCAUCGCUAGUGACUCUUCAGCCAAACCCCUAGGGAAUCCUGAUGCUGGCAAACAGUCACCGACAGCUUCAGAGGACGGACAUCAGGUAACAGGAGAUGUCGGCAAGGAGAUUACUGCAUCUCAAACUGCUUCGGCUUCUCAGCUCAAGCUUCUUGCCAACAAGGCUCAAGCGAAGCGCCGCAAGAGCAUCCCUACCGUCAUAUUUGGAAAACCACAGAACAGGAGAAAGUCCACAGAAAACAAGGACUCUGCGGUCGCUAACAGGCAGCGGCCGGGACAUAUUCCCACUGACGAUUACUUCACACCUCUCUUCAUCGAAGGCUUUACUCGUCAGUCGACGUGGAUGAAGCCUCUCGAAAAAUUACUUAACCAAGCACACAAGACCAUAUCCACCUCUGAUCAAUACAUCUCAAUACUUGACCAUCAAGCCUGCAAAAUUCUUCGUCGUGUCUAUCACUUGCAACAACACGACAAAUGGUCUCUGCGGCAACCAGUACGAUGUCCAGAGCCCGUUAGGCAGGCAUCUCACUGGGACGUCCUGCUUCAGGAAAUGAAGUGGAUGCGAACUGAUUUUCGUGAAGAGCGGAAAUGGAAGCGAGCAGUUGCUCGGAAUCUCGCAUACGCCUGCGCCGAAUGGGUUCAUUCCAGUCCUGAGGAACGACUGGCGCUCCAGGUGAACGCAGCCAUCCCACCGCGUUCAUCACAUAGGGACUCUGCCAGUCAAUCUGAUAGCGUUGAUGAGCCCGUUCCCGAUCUGGUGCAUUCGGAUUCGCCCAUGGAUGUUGAUGACGAGCAUUUGGAGACUUUGGUGGAAACAGUGGCUCCUACUGCCCUGUUUGCAUUAUCAGAAGACGAGUGUGUCUUUGCUCUGCAGCCUUCUAAGGCGGCAGAUCUUCUCCUGGAAAACCUGCCCCUGCAUAGCUCCCCUCUCCAAAUCCCCAAGUUUGAUAUUACGGGAUCAGAUUAUGACCCUGAUGCCAAGUGGAAGCGACCUGCCGUUCCUCUCAGCAAAUACGUUGAAGGCGAGAUGGUUCUGGCGAACAAAGGCCCUCCCCGAAAGCGUCGUCGUUACGACUAUCUCGCGGAAGAAGAUGACGAUGAGGAGGAGGUCACUUUUGGGCCCAAGCCGGACGACGGCGCUAUGCUGCAGCCAGAAAUUACCUCUGUGGCGCUAUUCUCUCCUGAAAUGAAGCCCAUCCGGGAUCGCCUGCAUGCUGCUCACCAGUUUCGGCCACCUACCGAGCAUCCGAUGCCUCCCCAGAGCUUCUAUGAAUGCCGGGUGGCUUCUCAGUGGACCUUGGCAGAGGACGAACAACUAAAAACUCUGGUCCGCGAGUGCUCGUACAACUGGUCGCUCAUCUCAACUCUGAUAUCUAGUCCAUCACGUUUCGUUUCUGGGGCUGAGCGACGCACGCCAUGGGAAUGUUUUGAGCGGUGGAUCAGUCUUGGAAGCUUAGAGGGUCUUCCCAAUGACAUGGCAAGAACCCCAUACUUCAAGAUGUACCAGGCGCGUAUCGAGGCCGCUCAGCGGAAUAUCGUCCAACAGAACCAAGCUGCUCAACAGCAGCAGCAGCAGCAGCAGCAGCAGCAGCAAGGACAGCAACCACAGCAACAAGGGCAGCAACAGCAGGCUGGUUCUAGUGGCUCUGCGGCUCCGCUCAUCAAGAGAAGACUGACCACAAGCAUUCGUGUUGAGCGUCGCCGCAAUCAAAAGCAUCUGGCUCUUAUUGAUGCCAUGAGGAAGCUGGCCAAGAAGCGUGAGACGGCAGCUCAAAAGGCCCAGCAUGCAGCCAAUCUGGCUGCUAUGCGCAAGGCCAAUGAGGUGCCCAAGCAACAAAUUAUUAACAAGACCCCUCGUGACUAUAGUCUUAUGAGGUGGGAGCGUGAUCAAGCACUUGCUGAGAGGAUGGCUGCGUAUGCCGCAAGGCAUGCCGAAGCUGCAAGAAGGCUGGGUCAUGGCGUACCAAUUCCCGGCACUCCUGGUGCGAUCCCUGUUCCGCAGGGCGCAGCUCAACUUGCGGCUGCCAAUUCUCUCAAUACUGCUGCGCGUCUCAACGUACCGGCACAGCUUGCGAUGGCUGCUGGGCAAAACCGCACGGCUGCACGUGUUCCCCUGCAGACACCUCCGGGGGCAGUCCCUGCUGCUGUCAUGCAAGCUCGACUCGCAGCUGGCGGACUUGUUCCACCUAUCCAGAUGGCUGGUCUCCCUCAAGCUCAGCUCCAAGCUAUGCAGGCCGCUGCCGCUGCUGCUCAACAUCGGGUGCCCAUGGUAUCGCCACAACCCGAUAUCAACCUCAUGCUUCAGGCCCGCUCAAUCCAGAACCAACAACGGGCGGCAAUUCAGCUACAACAACAGCAACAGGCCGCUCAGCAAGCUGCCCAACAGCAAGCCCAAGCCCAGCAGGCCAGCGCUCAGCAAACCCAGCAGGGCCAACAGCAGCCAGCAGUUACCCAGGCACCUCAGCAGCCACCGCAACAGACUCAGCAAGUACAGCAGCUCGCUCAAGCCGCUGGCUUACAAGCGGCUGCGGCGCCUCUCCGGAGUGUUAUGGCCGGAAUCAAUCAAGGAGCGUUUUUGACAAAUGCCCAGGCGAUGAUGGCACAAUUCAAUGCUGCCAGCGCCCCUGGGUUGGUCGGGUCCCCUGGUGCAGGAUUGAGUAUGCCACACCUGGCAGGAAGGGCGCCGGGCGGCUUCCUCAGCCAGCAGAUCCAGCAGCGACUUGCUGACCUGGAGAACCAUUACCGUACCAAGAAUCCACAGCUUCCGCCCGAGACCAUUCGGCAGCUUGCAACAGAGCAUUUGGGAAGGCUAAUUGUGCAAAGCCAACAGCAAGCUGCCAUGAAUGUUGCGGCAGGUGCUGUGGCCCAGCAACCGAUGAACAGUCCACAUCAAUAUGCAUCGCUUUUGCGAGCGCAGCAGGCUCAAGCUCAGGCACAAGCGCAAGCACAAGCCCAACAGGCGGCCGCUCAGCAAGCUGCUGCUCAGCAGGUCGCAGCACAACAGGUAGCUGCUGCUCAACAAGUUGCUGCGGCUCAACAGGUUGCUGCGGCUCAACAGGUUGCGACAGCACAGCAAGUCGUGGCGGCUCAGCAAGCAGCAGCAGCACAGCAACAAGCCGCGCAACAUCAGCGGCAACCAAGCGGGAGCGCGACUCCUGCUACGAAGUGA